AUGAUCUUGAAUAAAUUAAAAUAACAAAAUUUUUGGUAUAUCAACAACAAUUUAAGAAUUAAGAAUCAAAUUUUACUUAUACAAAUAGUAAGUUCAAUUUUGGUAUUUAUAUUAUUAGCCUCUUCAAUUCUUGUUGGUUAAUUAAUUGUUAAGAAAACAAUAGAAGAAUCAUCUGAAAAGAUUUUUUUCAAAUAAACUUUGUAAUAAUUGAAUAGUGUUUGGAUACAUAAGGCUAAUCUUCAAUAUUUAAUCAACUCAGCCUCAUAAUAAAUUUAAAUUGUUAAAUCUCUCAACAAAUUUAUACAAAAAACAAAUUAUUCUACUGUUAUACCUUAUUAAUGUUUAAAUCAACCUAAUACUAAUGAUUCAUUUUGUUAUAGUUCUUCAUUUUGUUUUGGGCUUUUUGGAGAUGAUUUUAAUUAAACUCAUAUUGAUCAGUUAAAGUACGUAUUUGCUGUAACUUCUACAUUGACGUAAUUUAGGACAGCUAUUGAAAAUUCAUAAGCUUUAUAUUUUAGCCAUGCCAAUUAGGCUUAAUUCUAUACUAUAAGUUAAGGAUUCUACUUUAACUCUGGAUUCAUGCCACAUUCAAGACCUUGGUACUUGUAUCAUUUAAAUUAAACAAAGAAUGUUUCAAAUAAUUUAGAUAUUAUUGUCUAUGGAAAUCCUUAUGAAAUAUUUUCUGGAGGAAUAAGAAUAGCUAUGACAUCUACUUUAAUUAAUAUAAAUAAUACAUUUGAAGGUAUUAUUGCAAGAGAUAUAGAUUUUAAUUAAACAUCAGCUUUCAAAUUAGUAGAUUCAGAAACUACAUUAAUUGUAAUUAAUUGUUAAGGAAAAAUAAUUUAUAGUAAACUUUAUGAUUAAUUAUAAUAAUCUAUUUAUUCGAUAUUUGAUGAGAUUUAUACUGGUUUUAACAUAACAGAUUUUGAAUAGAUAAUGAAUUAUCAUAAUAAUAAGAAUUACUCAAACAGUUGUAACAUGAUUUUAGAAUAAAAUAAUGUCUUAUGCAGAUAUAAUUCUAAAUUAGAAGAUUUUUGUAUAAUUUAAACAGCUUAAAUUAAAAACACUCCCUAUAUUUUAUUACUAUUUAAGAAUUCAAAAAAUAUAAAAAUGAUUUAAUAAUAAUAAUUCAGGUUUAUUAAUAAUGAAUAAAGAGAAAUUACAUAAUAAAAUAUUAUUAUGUACUUACUUUUAACUUUAGUAGUUCUUAUUAUUGCAUAAUUUAUAUCUAUUAUAAUACUUAAAUAGUUAAAUUUAUUAAUUUCUUAUACUAAAUAUAAUAUUUAUGAUAAUUGGAUGUAUAAUUUAUCAUUUAGAGGUUUGUUUAAAUAAAAAUAUAUGAUUUAAUCACAAGAAAUAACAAACCUAUAUUUUAGUGUAGUUGGAUUAGUUCAUAAUAUAAGACCUUCAAGAAAAAAUCAAUAAUGUUUAUAAGAGGAAGAUAAGCAAUUUCCUAUAUUAAGAAGGAAGAAAAUAACCUAGAAGAUAAAAGAGUUAAUAUCUUUAAUUGAAAAAAAGAAUAAAGAAGGUUUAGAAUUAUAUAGGUUUAAAACAUUUUGA
Messenger RNA from Paramecium primaurelia, 1560 nucleotides. The record is from the annotation of a GenBank genome assembly. NCBI's taxonomy places the organism in Eukaryota, Ciliophora, Oligohymenophorea, Peniculida, Parameciidae.